Molecule: messenger RNA, 1602 nt
Organism: Darwinula stevensoni
Lineage: Eukaryota; Metazoa; Arthropoda; Ostracoda; Podocopida; Darwinulidae
Source: the annotation of a GenBank genome assembly
AUGACCCGACGUUGGGAAUCUCCAGUAAGAGAUAUUCAUCUAACUGGUGAAAAGGAAGAGGAGCAGAAGUUGAACAUAGAAGACGGUUUGGUGCACGGAAAUGCAAUGUGGACCAGGAAACCUUUCAAGAACUCCUUGUAUUUCCGAACGGUGACGAUGAGAUGGAAAGCAAGGAAAAUCGAACCGCAUCUCCAAAUCUUCCUGUCCUUCGUCCUCUUUCUGAAUGACACGGCAAGCGACAACGUCAUUCGAUACAUUGUGACGCACCCCAAACCAUCAGUGAGGAUCAAGGAGAUUUAUUCGGGACGAAUGACUCAGUUUAAGAAGGGAAACUUGCAUCUUCUUUCAGAGAAGGAAGACAGACGAGGGAGAGCAAAGAUGAAGGACCUCGUUCGAAACAUCCUACGGGGCAUCAUCGUCUUCGUAUCGACGGCUAUUGCUUUCAACCAAGUGAUAGCACUGAUCGAAGAGUUCCGCUCCGUCCCUAUCAGCACGUUACAAGAGAAGAAGCGAAUGGAUAGGGUGAGAGCCCCAGCCUUCACUUUCUGUCCUUGGCCAUCCGUCAACGCCAUUUCCUGGGCAAAAUGGAAACCAGGCGAUGACUACUCCUCCGGGAAUUCAACGUUCGCCGAACUCUUCGAAAUUACGUCGGUCGCGUGGAAUGACAUGAUUCUAAAUAUUUCACGGGACUUCUCCGACAGCCAGACCAACUGGUCCUUUGUUAAACGCGCAAACGGAGAGAAUAUAUGGGAAGAUUCACAAGGCAGUCAGUUGAUUGAAAGGACGGUUUUCUCAUACGGAGACAAGGACGACAUAUUACUCGCAUAUUACAAAUGCUUCACUCUUCUCUUGAAUGAAUCCAUCAAGACCGGUGCAAAUACAUCCAGAUACAACUACUUCCAAUUCGACUUGUCGGAGCUCGAGCCCUGCAGCUACUGCGACGAGAAGAAAUUCAUGGAGGUUUACAUCCACGACCAGAAAGAGCCAUUCUCGAGCUUCUUGGGCGCUUUUGCGGCCGAGAAAAUCACGCUCUACCCUGACUUGGCUGCUCAUGUGCAAAUUCGUCCUGAGUUCUGGGAGCAGCUUGACAGGAAGAGUGACCCAUGCCAAAAGGAAGAAAAUUAUAGUUACAUGAGGUGCAUUGAGAAUUGCUUCUGGGAGAAAGUUCAAUCGCACAAGGAACUCCCAUGUCUCAAUCCAAGGCUUCUACCGAAAGAGGCAAGCUUGAACAUAUCCGAAUGCAAAACCGUCGUCGAUGAAACGACGCAGUUUUCCAUCUUGGACCAGUACUUGGCGAAAACCGAUGAUUUGAACUGCAGCUGCCCCGUUCGAUGCAAGUACGUAGACUACCGCGUCACCGCCACCACGUUCAAUGCGAACUGGACAGGGAUGUACUUCAGCAUUCCAUCGAUGCGGGUGCUUCAUCUGAAGGAUACGGUGAAGAUGAACACGCUGGACCUGCUGUCCAGCCUCGGAGGAAUCGUCGGGAUCUGCCUCGGCAUCAGCAUCGUCUCCGUCUUAGAUCUUGUUUUGGAAUCCUUCUUCUUCUUGUGGACCGCCUUCAAAGGAAAACUUGGAGUCAGUGUCGACGGGAAGACCUGA